UUAAAAAGUCGCCACAUACCAAAGGUUUAACUAUUUUGUUAUCUCCCUCAAAACUUAAGUUCAUUGUUGCAAAACAAUUCCUUUGAUAAGUAUCCCUGGAAGUGUCCCUUUAUGGUCACAAGUAUAAAUAACUAAACAACUGGGAACAGUGCAUCAGUCACCAAUAGUGUCCUCAAGGAACAACAGGACCAAGAUGAUCCGAAUCAUUCUAUUAUUAGCUGUCGUUACCACAUCCUUGGCUGCAGACCUGUCACAUGUAGACAAGCAGUUUCAAGGAGAUUCUUUAACCGAAGGCGUCGUAACGCACGAGGUAUUCAAGAAACAAAACGAACCAGAACACGAUCACCCUGUAUUCAGAGGUGAGGAGAAGAAUGAGGGUAGAGCGAGAGUAGAGCCAGUGAGACCUAGGACACCUUAUGCUAAACAUGACAUGCUAGCUGAUGAACCAAUGCAAGCACUGCCUACUGAAGUUGAUAAGAUGGAUGCCCAACAGCCAAAUUAUGGAUACUCUCAUCCAGUGGAGGUCGCCUUCCCGGAUGUUCCGUAUGCGCCAAGCUACGGAUAUGGACCCAGUUACGCUCCUCCUAGCAGCUAUGACGUGUACGCCAAUAGUCCCAGUGAUUACUUCUUGGAACCAGAUACUUCUGCUUUUGGGCUUCUCUGGAGUCAGGUGCCUGAUGCGAGGACCAUGGUCAACUAUGCCGGAAGAACCAUAGGAUGGAUUCUAAACAGUUUUAUCAUAAUCAUCUUUGGCUCCUUCCUGACCGUAGGGUUCUGUACCUACACGGACCUCUGCAGUAUCAAAUUCAACGGCAUCGGGCCAAUCCAUGAAGAAAUGAGAUCCUUAAUGUCCCCAGAAAAGCUGGAGAAAAUUGGCCAUGCUGCUGAAUUCGUGAAGAGCGCUAUCGACAAAUAUCAGAAAAUCCAAAAGGUACAUUCACCUAAUAAUAGACUACGACGUGCCAUAACAAAGAAUUAAGUUAGUAAAUCAGAUUUAUAUAACGGUAGUAAAAUAUUAGU
Messenger RNA from Aricia agestis (brown argus), 1020 nucleotides. RefSeq lists its product as uncharacterized. The transcript has 5 exons. The coding region runs from base 194 to 979 and encodes 261 amino acids. The record is from RefSeq and is a predicted model, not a curated record. Lineage: Eukaryota; Metazoa; Arthropoda; Insecta; Lepidoptera; Lycaenidae.